Messenger RNA from Lepus europaeus (European hare), 1451 nucleotides. It is a transcript of the gene TNNC2, whose product is annotated as troponin C2, fast skeletal type. The transcript has 5 exons. The record is from RefSeq and is a predicted model, not a curated record. Lineage: Eukaryota; Metazoa; Chordata; Mammalia; Lagomorpha; Leporidae. Gene Ontology annotation, molecular function: calcium ion binding; enzyme regulator activity.
GGGCCCCGGAACUGACGCUGCAGGUUUCGGUGGAGUCGCUCAAAGUCCGAGUAGCGACGAGAGAUGUGGGCUGGCUGAUGGGCUGGCAGCCCUGGGCCCGUCACGGCGAGGGUGUAGAGCUGCACGGAGGGUGGGAGUCAGGGAAGGAGUAGCUUGUCCACGGGCCCCUUCCCUACCCACCUCUUCCCUUCACCCCUGCCACUGGACCCAGGAGAGUGGGAGCCCACCCCCAUCUUACCUGAGACUCGUCUGAAAUGACCCAGGCUCAAGGCAGCACAGGGAGAGAAAGACAGAGAUGAACUUCAGUGCCUGGGGCUGCUGGCCCUUUGGACCCUUCUGGGCAGUAAUCUUUUCCCACGGGUCAGUCCUCUCCUGACAGCCCCCCUGGACAACCAGCCCCAGGCCUCUGAGCCAACCCUUGGGACCAGCCUGGAGCCGUGUUCCAUGCUGGACAUAGCCCCCACAUCCCUGGCCAGCCUAUUCCAAGCCAGGCUAGAGGGCAGGUCUUCAGACAGCCAUAACAGCAAGAAGUUCCCUGGGCUGAGAGUCAAGUUCUAACCCAGGGUCGGCCACUCCCUCCCUGUGUGGUCUCGGGGGAGGCAGUCCCUCCCGGGGUCUGCUUCCCGCUCCAGCGAAUGCGGUGUUGGGCCAGGUGAGUGUUGACCCCAGCGUGGGCCAGGUGCGAGUGCUGGCUGCUAAGGCUGUUACUGGUGCACCCUGGAGCACCACCACUGCGGACAGCAGGCAGCUCUCCCUCUGGAGUGAGAAGAUCUUGGUUUGGUUUCAAUAAAAAGCACUUCUCUACCACUUCUCAUCUCCAUAUUUAGAAAAGAGCCAGAAAGAGCAUAUCGGGCCAGAGCCUUCUUCAGAGGACAGCCCCCAGGCAGCCCGCACUGGCACUGUUUCAUUUCCACUCUUACUUUCAUGGGUAACUUCUCCUAAUGGCAAGGGAGGCUUUCCACAUACAGUCCUACUACCGAGCUGCCUUUUAAACUCAAGAAAAAACCGAGGUAAGGAAAAGUGAGUUCAAGGCCGCCUUUGACAUGUUUGAUGCUGAUGGCGGUGGGGACAUCAGCGUCAAGGAGUUGGGCACAGUCAUGAGGAUGCUGGGCCAGACACCCACCAAAGAGGAGCUGGACGCCAUCAUCGAGGAGGUGGACGAGGAUGGCAGCGGCACCAUCGACUUCGAGGAGUUCUUGGUCAUGAUGGUGCGCCAGAUGAAAGAGGACGCCAAGGGCAAGAGCGAGGAGGAGCUGGCCGAGUGCUUCCGCAUCUUCGACAGGAACGCAGACGGCUACAUCGACGCCGAGGAGCUGGCUGAGAUUUUCCGGGCCUCUGGGGAGCACGUGACGGACGAGGAGAUCGAAUCCUUGAUGAAGGACGGGGACAAGAACAACGACGGCCGCAUCGACUUCGACGAGUUCCUGAAGAUGAUGGAGGGCGUGCAGUAA